AACUAGUGGUCAACGACAACUCUGCCCGGCCAUCCUAAAACAAAAAAUCACAAGUCUUGGUCGUCUUCAUCUAGGUAGAGAGGAUAACAACAGUUUACGACUUCUCUGCCACCAAACCUAAGUCGUCUAUCGUAAGUCACUAAGUCUACGGCUCGACGAUAACAAGACAAUACAGUUCAGCCAAAAGUAUAUGAAUUCCGCGUUUUUGUUCAGCCAAUUAAAACCCAAAUGGCCAAAUGCAUGUUCUAGCUAGCUCAUUAUUUAGCAGAUUGGUUUUACAAAUUCAGCGUUUGUUUAGACUAACUUCUGUGAUCUAAAUGGGAUUUUUGCAACUCAUUAUUACUAUAGUAUUUCUUGGUACUACCAUUAUUACCAAUAUCACCUUUACCAAAGCACAACACAUUCACGGCCAACGUCAAGGGAGGCGCCUAGCUGAUGCAGGAGACACAACCGGAUUCAUAAGCAUUGAUUGUGGGAUGAAUACAAGCUACACAGACGAAACAACAAGAUUAAAUUACACACCAGAUGAAGCAUAUAUUGAGAGCGGCAUGAACAUGGACAUUCUCCCAGAAUAUAAAUCAGAAACAACAAUGCAGCAGCUCAUAAAUGUCAGAAGCUUUCCUGAGGGAAACAAGAACUGCUACAGUCUAAGACCAGGUCAAGGGAAACGCAGAAACUAUUUAAUCCGAGCUUAUUUUAUGUAUGGAAACUACGAUUCCCUUAAUGAACCCCCAACUUUCGAUCUACUGCUUGGAGUGGACGUAUGGGACACGGUCAAGUUAGAUAAUUCAUCUCAUAUUGUGAUCAAGGAAAUCAUACAUACACCAUCCACUGAUAACUUGUAUGUCUGCCUCGCCAAUACAGAUUCAGGAACACCUUUUAUAUCAGGAUUAGAACUAAGGCUUCUAACUGACUCUAUCUAUAAAAGGAGCUUUGGCUCGCUUCAUCUUCUCUAUCGAUAUUACACUUCCUCAACAUUUGUCAACUCGGUUGUUAGAUACAAGGAUGAUGCCUUUGAUCGCAUGUGGAACCCUGCAGUCCCAAUUUCUGGGAGCUCCAUUGAGACAAUGUCGGAGGUUGGCUCAAGCAACGAUUUUUCAUUGCCAUCAUCAGUUAUGAAAGCAGCACUUGUACCGAAAUCUCUUGGUCAAUCUAUUCAAAUCUACCAGCAAGCAACUGAUAAAAGCACAACCUUUUACUUCUUCCUCCAUGUGGCUGAGAUUUUAAGCCUUCGUGCAGGACAACUCAGGGAAUUCAAUAUCUCAAUUAAUGGCGUCAAACAAUCAAAAAUCUUUAAUCCACUUUACUUACAAACUACAACCAUUUUUAACCAGGAACCAAUUACUGACUCCUAUCUUAAUAUUACUAUCCAUAAAACCAUGAAUUCCACCCUUCCUCCCAUACUGAAUGCCAUGGAGUUGUAUAAAGUUAAAAAUAUUUCAGAAUUAUCAACCGAUGAGGCAGAUAUUCUUGCUAUCAACAAUAUCAAGUCAUUCUAUAAGCGGAUGAAGGACUGGCAAGGAGAUCCAUGCUUUCCAAAGGGUUACUCGUGGUCUGGCGUGGACUGCAACUAUGACAGUUCCAACUCAACCAGAAUAAUAUCACUGAAUCUUAGUUCCAAGGGGCUUACUGGACAUAUUGCGGCUUCAUUUGCAGAUCUUACAGCAGUACAAAUCUUGGAUUUGUCAAACAAUAACCUCAGUGGGCAGAUACCCGAGCUUCUGACAGACUUGCCAUUCUUAAAAACCUUAAACCUUUCAGUAAACAACUUCACUGGUUCAGUUCCUAAACUUCUGUUAGAAAAAUCUGCUGCAGGAUCACUCUCUUUAAGCAUGCAAAACAAUUCAGAUCUAUGUUCGAGCAACUCCUGUACUUCGAAGAAGAAGAUAAGCAAAACACUCCUUGCUCAUAUAGCUGCAUUUUCCGCUGUACUGGUUCUAAUUGUAGCAGGUUUCAUCAUUUUUUGUAUACACAAGAAAAAAACUACUAGAAUGUAUGGAAGACCAAGUCCAUACCACCAUAGAUCUGGAAAUGGCAGAAGGAAGGGUGAAUUCACACGGUUUUCUUAUUCUGAGUUAACAAGCAUGACCAAAAGCUUCCAAAGAGAGCUGGGGAAAGGCGGAUUUGGAGUAGUUUACUAUGGUUGCCUAAAAGAUGGCAUGGAAGUGGCUGUCAAAAUGUUGUCUGGAACUGUGGAGGCUUCUGAACAAUUCACUACAGAGGUUGAACUCUUAAUGGAUAUUCGUCACAAGAACUUGGUUUCUCUAGUUGGAUACUGUGAACAAGGACCAACCUUAGCUCUAGUUUACGAGUAUAUGGCUGGUGGUAACCUGAAAACUAAUCUCUUAGCUUCAAAUUCAUUGAGUUGGAAAUCGAGACUCCAGAUAGCAAUUGAUGCUGCACAAGGACUGGAAUAUUUGCACAAUGGUUGCAGGCCACCUGUAGUCCACAGGGAUGUAAAAACCGCAAAUAUCUUGUUAAAUAAAAAUCUUGAGGCAAAAAUAGCAGAUUUUGGUUUGUCCAAAAUCUUCCCAGAUGAAAGUAGAACCCAUGUGUUAACAAGGGUGAUGGGCACACCGGGUUAUCUCGAUCCUCAGUAUCAUCAAACAGAACGUCUGAAUGAGAAAAGUGAUGUGUACAGUUUUGGUGUGGUCCUUCUGGAGUUGAUCACAGGCAAAGCAGCAACAGUGAAAAUGGGUGAGCGGACUGGUUAUUUGGUUCAAUGGGCCAUCCCCAUUGUUGAAACAGGGGAUAUAAAUCUUAUCCUAGAUGAAAGGUUGCAGCAGAGUGUUGAGAACUCAAAUUCUGUAUGGAGAGUAAUAGAUACAGCUAUGGCAUGUGUGAAGCCAACUGCAAACGAAAGGCCAACAAUGAGUCUGAUUGUUGCAGGAUUGAAAGAGUGCUUAGGUAUGGUCAUACAAACAGAGCAAGCAGCAUCACUUCCUGAUGAUUUAGCUGAAAUGUGCCUAGUCACCUCCACCACACAAAUGGCUCCAGAACCAAGAUAAUUAACUCUUUUGCUUUACUACAGUCUGUAGACCUUGGCUUUUCUAUUUCAAUAAUCACACUACAUGGUAUGCAUGCACAUGCACUUAAAUUCAUUAUAAAGGUCUGUAUUCAAUUUGGGUAUCUUUAUUCUUUUGUGUGAACCAUAAUCAAUACUAUUUUCGGUUACCAUUCUUAACUCAUGAUAUGAGGCGCCAAUUGCAAAUAUACAAAUGCUAGUUCAUUUGUUUAGAAAA
Messenger RNA from Spinacia oleracea (spinach), 3242 nucleotides. Its product is annotated as probable LRR receptor-like serine/threonine-protein kinase At1g05700. The record is from RefSeq and is a predicted model, not a curated record. Lineage: Eukaryota; Viridiplantae; Streptophyta; Magnoliopsida; Caryophyllales; Amaranthaceae. The transcript is spliced from 13 exons. The coding region runs from base 318 to 3008 and encodes 896 amino acids. Gene Ontology annotation, molecular function: ATP binding; protein kinase activity; protein binding. Gene Ontology annotation, biological process: protein phosphorylation.